Malassezia vespertilionis is the source of this 1218-nucleotide messenger RNA. RefSeq names its product dolichyl-phosphate beta-glucosyltransferase (gene ALG5). The transcript has a single exon. The coding region runs from base 1 to 1218 and encodes 405 amino acids. Gene Ontology annotation, cellular component: endoplasmic reticulum membrane. The record is from RefSeq and is a predicted model, not a curated record. Lineage: Eukaryota; Fungi; Basidiomycota; Malasseziomycetes; Malasseziales; Malasseziaceae.
AUGACUGUCUCGAUACCCGUGUUGGUAGGAACGAUAGUGCUUACUGUCGUCCUGGUACGUGUGUAUUCUGCUGACCCUGAGCCAUAUGCAGUUCUUGUGCUUGUGUCUCCCAAGCAGGUGCAUACCACAAAAGAGGAGUGUACAUAUACAGAUGUCGACCAUACGAUUCCUCAGGUCCUGCCAUCGAUCUACGAUGCGCCGAUGACACAGCUCAGUGUGGUAGUCCCCAUGUACAACGAGGAGAAGCGCCUCCCUGCGAUGCUCGAUGAUGCAUUGGCGUACCUCGAGGAGCUGCGUAAAAACGGGAUACCCCUCGCCGGUAAAGGCGCGACACCUACAAGCCCUGAUGCGCCCGUCGAGCCGCUCACUUCGCCGCUCACAAGCUACGAGCUCCUUUUGGUCGACGACGGCUCGCGGGACACGACGUACGCAACCGCGCUCAAAUAUGCAAAGCAGUGCAAUUUACCGAGCGGCGCAUCUAUCCGCAUUACGCGGCUCUUUGAGAAUUGCGGAAAGGGCGCGGCGGUGCGCCACGGCGUGAUGCAUGCAAGCGGUGCAUUUGUGCUCUUUGCCGAUGCCGACGGUGCGACGCGCUUCGCUGACCUGACCACCCUUGCCGCGGAAAUGGUGCGCAUCCUGACACCUGCGGGCCAUGCGAUUGUCGCUGGCUCGCGCGCACAUCUCGUCACGAGCGACGCCGUGGUCAAGCGCAGCGUGGUCCGCAAUUUUCUGAUGCGCAGCUUCCAUUUCCUGCUCAGUAUACUACUGCGCCCGCCGAGUCUCGGCGGCCUGUGGGAAAAGCUCUUGCCCUCUUCGCAGCGUGCAAAAGAGCAGCGCACGUUCCUCCCGCUGCAGCCGCGCAUCCAAGAUACGCAGUGCGGCUUUAAACUGUUUGCACGUGCAACGGCCAGGCUUUUAUUUCCCUUCGCCCACAUUGACCGCUGGAUUUUCGAUGUGGAGCUCAUCCUCCUUGCGGAGAUGGCGGGCCGCGCAAGCGAACAUGUGCACAUCAUGCGCGCGGAAGCGACGCGUGGAGAGGACGUGUUGCUACGACUUCCGCUCCCCGUCGCUGAAGUCGCCGUGCAAUGGGAAGAGAUUGACGGGAGCAAGAUCAGCUUGUUUUCUGACUCGAUUCUCAUGGCGCGCGAUCUUGUCGUGAUCCGCACGAACUAUACCAUAGGCCGCUGGCGCAAGCCGCCGAGCAUCUAUGCACCGUAG